This is a messenger RNA of Mesorhabditis belari, 1023 nucleotides long. Lineage: Eukaryota; Metazoa; Nematoda; Chromadorea; Rhabditida; Rhabditidae. The record is from the annotation of a GenBank genome assembly.
AUGUCCUUAUCUCCAGAUUUACCCACAUCAGCCACAACCGCUGUCACCACACUUCUCGAUUUACCCUCAACACCCGGAAUGUUGCCAAAUGGAAAGAAAACGAAAGGCCGUGUCAAGAUCAAGAUGGAGUAUAUUGGGAACAAAUUGAGACGAUACACGACGUUCAGCAAACGAAAGACGGGCAUUAUGAAGAAGGCCUACGAGUUGUCAACACUGACCGGCACUCAAGUGAUGUUGUUGGUGGCUUCGGAAACGGGUCACGUCUACACAUUUGCCACGAAAAAACUUCAGCCAAUGAUUAGCAGCGAUGCUGGGAAAGCAUUGAUUCAGAGUUGCCUCAAUGCGGCCGAUGAUGGUGAAAACGAUUGCGUUCCACACAAGACCGAGUUCACCUUUGAUAAUGGACAAAUAAACGGGAAUCGAAAGAGGAAAGCGAAUGAAGCUCCGUCACCAGAUCAGAUGAUCGGCUCAUUUCUACCGACAAUGGUCCCGAACUCUCUCUUCACAAAUUUCAACGAAGAGGAGUACAAUCCAGACGAUUCGGAUGACUCGGAUUCGGAGGAGGGAGUCGAAUUGAAAGACGUCAAAGAGGAGAUCAAAGAGAUCGUCGACGAGCACAAGGAAAAGGAAAAAGCUCUCGCUCUACAAAAAACGUUAAAAGAAGCCCUUAAAGCCGCCGCCAACAAUCGACAACAACAACAGAAUAAGAAGAAGAAAAUUGAAGAACAGCAGAGAAUUCAGAGCAUCACCCAUCAACAACUCAACAACGCUCUUUUGGCUCCUUUCUUGCUUGGAGCAACUACCUCAAAUGGAAACACGGUGCUCCAAUUGCCACAAGGCAUUGUGACGCUGGAAAAAGUUGAGCAAACAAAUGAGGGCGCUACAGCAGCCAGCGGGGGUCUUUUCAUCCCGAAGACGGCCGAGGAAGCGGUUGGAAAUGUGAACCCAAUGCUCUUGCAAUCGAUGCCGUUCUUGAACUUUCAACAGUUUAUCGAAUCCGCGAGCGCUAUGAAGAACGAGUCC